This is a messenger RNA of Bursaphelenchus okinawaensis, 1926 nucleotides long. The record is from the annotation of a GenBank genome assembly. NCBI's taxonomy places the organism in Eukaryota, Metazoa, Nematoda, Chromadorea, Rhabditida, Aphelenchoididae.
AUGUUAUACAACGCUGGUUGGAAGUAUUGGUGUUUCGAUGGUUAUCAACCAGUUCUGGACGCUUUGAACAUAACUGAAGAGCAAAUUCCACAGAAAAUGGAUCAAAUUGAGGUUGAUCAUUGUGAGUUUUUUAAAUUUGAAAGAUUAUUUUGGAUUGAAAAUUUUAACUUUAGGCUUAAAAAUACAAUUUAGGCUUAGAAAUGAAAGCUUUAGUUUUUAGGCUUGCUAAUACACUGUUUAGCUUAUAAAUGAACCUUUAGGCUUAAAAAUGUUACUAAUAUUAGGCUGUUCACAUAAUUCUGCGCUCUCUUACGCCAAAAAUUUGCUUUUAGAAAGGGCGCAGAAUUAAGUGAACAAUUUAAUAUGUUCAAUAUAAAAAUUAUUUUCUAGUCGUAUCCAACGUUCACAUAGUAUUCGAAUUCAUCAUGGCAGCCACAGCCUUUAGUGCCAACACUGUUCUCUUUAUCAUUAUGAAUCGCCUCAAGAAACAAUUUGCUUCAUUCAUUUUCAUUUUGCGUUUGGCUAUGGCAGUCGACUGUUUUAUGGCAUUAUGCACUUUAACAUGUCAACCAGUAGUUCAUGUGUCAUAUGGUUACUUUACAGUAUACUGUGAAAACCCAUUGUUACCUAAAGCCAUGAUCGUCAAAUGUAUGGCUAUGGUAUUUCAAGGCACGGCGAUUAUAGCGACUGUAGUUUGGCUCCCGGUGCAGUUUGCUUAUCGGUAUCAUGUUGUGGUGGAGUGAGUUGGUGAUUAACACAGAUUUAGCAUAAGAGCUCUAGUUCAGACCCCUAGCCCAGAGCCUUAGCAGAGAGCCCUAGUCCAGAGCCCUAACCCAGGGCCCUAGUCCAGAGCUUUAGCUCAGAGCCCUAGCCUAAAGCCCUAGCUCAGAGCCGUAGCCCAGAGCCCUAGCCCAGAGCCGCAGCCCAAAGCCCUAGCUCAGAGCCCUAGCCUUACGCUUAACUUUUUUCAGAGGCCUAGAACCUCCCGAACACCGUAAAAUCAUCUACUUCUCCGCCACCCUAGUAGCCUUCGCAUUGACUAUCUACAACAUGUGGGCAGUUCAUCGACCAUUGCCUGAGUACCAAGUGAUAUCUCGACUACUGUACCAUCUUGAUGGUUGGAAUACCGAACCAGACCAAGUCUUUAUGGGUGGUAAUAUAGCUGAACCGAGGAUGUGGCUCUUCGCUGGAUGGAAUAUGUUCUCGACGACUGUUAGCUACGCUAUAGUAAUAUAUAUUGAACUGAGGAUUUUGACAGCGUUAAACAAAAUGGCAAAGAAUAGUGGUACUAAACAGCACCAGGAGCUGAAUCGAGCUUUGACGGCUUUAGUAAGAGGUUUUAGAAGAGCAUGUUAGGUCGUUCAAAUAAUUCUGUGCUCUUUAACUCUGAAAAUUUGCGUUGAAAAAAGCACAGAAUUAUUCGAACUACCGUGUAAUAACUGAAACAUAAAUUUAAAAUAGUUUUUAAAAAAUAGUACUAGUGGUACCAUUUUUAGCACCAAGUGCACCAUUUUGUAAAACUUAAGGUUUUUAAAAUUUUAUAAUCAAUGUUUUGUAACAAAUUCAUUUUUUUCUAAAUUGGUACUACUAGUACACUUAGUAGUACUAGUGGUACCAUAUAUGGAAAAAGUUUUAAAAAGCUAAUACUUCAUUUUUCAGGCCGUAGUACCCCUACUAACCUCCGUAGUACCAAUAUCCAUCUACAUGACAGGCUUUUUCACCUGCUUCGACCCAGGAAGCUACUUUAUCAAAAUCACUUUUUCCUUAUCAUUGGCUUCGAUUCUAAAUCCAAUUACUACCAUCGGACUAAUCAAACCGUAUCGUCGUAUGUUCUUCAGUAUGAUCGGAAUGAAACAUUUGGGUGUAAGCAAAACUGAGGCUUCUAAGACGGCUGGCGCUACUUCUGUUGUCAAGCCUUCACAUUAA